GCGUGUGUCACCAUUUAUCAAUUGGAAAUCUAAAAAAUACAAAAAUAAACGAGUGAAAUCUGUUUUGCAUUCAAAUCCGCUGUUUAGCCAAAGAAACCGAAAUGAAUCAACUACCAAAGCGAGUUUGGCAUGCGACAGCCACGCCUGUUAUUCGACGCACUGCAUCUAAGAUUGCAGGCUCUAAAGCAGCCAGUUCGCAGUUAUUGCAACGGCGUGAGAACUCAGCGACAGCGACCGCAGAGGCCACAGCAGCUGCAACAGCCGAUGCAGUGUGUCCACAUCUGGGAUUGGAGCAGGAGGCAGCAGCUACACCACGCAUACACGCCACAGCCGAGUGGCAGAAUGCUUUGUCCUAUCAGGAGAUACCGGGACCAAAGCCAUUGCCCAUACUUGGCAAUACUUGGCGUUUGAUGCCAAUAAUUGGACAAUACACGAUCUCGGAUGUGGCUAAAAUCUCAUCACUGCUGCACGACAGAUAUGGCAGAAUUGUGCGCUUCUCUGGGCUGAUCGGCAGACCCGAUCUUCUCUUCAUCUACGAUGCCGAUGAAAUUGAAAAGUGCUAUCGGAGCGAAGGACCAACCCCCUUCCGGCCAUCGAUGCCCAGUCUGGUCAAGUACAAGAGCGUUGUGCGCAAGGAUUUCUUUGGCGAACUUGGCGGCGUUGUUGGCGUUCAUGGUGAGCCAUGGCGUCAGUUCCGCUCGCGUGUUCAGAAGCCUGUGCUGCAGUUAUCCACCAUACGUCGCUAUCUGCAGCCACUGGAGGUCAUUACUGAAGAUUUCCUGGAACGCUGCGAGCGGCUGCUGGAUGCCAACGAGGAGCUGCCUCUUGAUUUCGACAAUGAGAUCCACAAAUGGUCCUUGGAGUGCAUUGGACGUGUGGCUUUGGAUGCGCGCCUGGGUUGCCUGGAGGACAAUCUGACGCCCGACUCGGAGCCACAGCAAAUUAUUGAUGCCGCCAAGUAUGCGCUGCGCAAUGUGGCAACCUUGGAGCUGAAGGCGCCUUACUGGCGCUACUUCCCUACGCCACUUUGGACGCGCUAUGUCAAGAACAUGAACUUCUUUGUAGGUGUGUGCAUGAAGUACAUACAGAGCGCAACGGAGCGCCUGAAGACGCAGGAUGCCAGCCUACGUAAUGGAGAACCAUCGCUGCUGGAGAAGGUGAUCAUGUCGGAGAAGGACGAGAAGAUUGCUACCAUAAUGGCAUUGGAUUUGAUACUCGUUGGCAUCGACACGAUAUCCAUGGCUGUUUGCUCAAUACUUUAUCAAUUGGCCACACGGCCUGCGGAGCAGCAAAAGGUACAUGAAGAACUGAAGCGUCUGCUGCCCGAUGCCAAUACCCCGCUGACAAUUCCACUGCUCGAUCAGAUGCACCAUCUAAAGGCAUUUAUCAAGGAAGUCUUUCGCAUGUACAGCACUGUCAUUGGGAAUGGACGCACACUACAGGAGGACAGCGUCAUCUGUGGCUACCAGGUACCCAAGGGAGUGCAAGCGGUUUUUCCCACAAUAGUCACCGGCAACAUGGAGGAGUAUGUCACAGAUGCGGCCACAUUUAGACCCGAACGCUGGCUGAAACCUCAGCAUGGUGGAACUCCUGGCAAACUGCAUCCGUUUGCUUCGUUGCCCUAUGGAUACGGUGCUCGCAUGUGUCUGGGCCGCCGGUUUGCUGAUCUUGAGAUGCAAAUUCUGCUGGCCAAGUUGCUGCGCAAUUACAAGCUGGAGUACAAUCAUCCGCCACUGGACUACGCUGUGACCUUUAUGUACGCUCCCGAUGGACCACUUCGCUUCAAAAUGUCGCGAAUUUAAUGAUAGUCGUUAAGCCAUGUACUAAUUAUAAGCACUCCCUUCACUUUAUGUAUAAAACUGCUUGCUAAAACGUUCUAAAUAAUAGUUUUCAAUUACCAAUCUAUAUAUUUUCCUAC
This is a messenger RNA of Drosophila albomicans, 1918 nucleotides long. RefSeq names its product probable cytochrome P450 301a1, mitochondrial (gene Cyp301a1). The record is from RefSeq and is a predicted model, not a curated record. The coding region runs from base 102 to 1802 and encodes 566 amino acids. The transcript is spliced from 7 exons. Gene Ontology annotation, molecular function: monooxygenase activity; oxidoreductase activity, acting on paired donors, with incorporation or reduction of molecular oxygen; heme binding. NCBI's taxonomy places the organism in Eukaryota, Metazoa, Arthropoda, Insecta, Diptera, Drosophilidae.